Cynara cardunculus var. scolymus (artichoke) is the source of this 1764-nucleotide messenger RNA. RefSeq lists its product as uncharacterized. Gene Ontology annotation, molecular function: kinase activity. The record is from RefSeq and is a predicted model, not a curated record. The transcript has 5 exons. Lineage: Eukaryota; Viridiplantae; Streptophyta; Magnoliopsida; Asterales; Asteraceae. Bases 212 to 1657 code for a protein of 481 amino acids.
UUUUUAUUAUAAAAAAGAGAGAGGAAUUGGGGGAGGGAGGAAAGAUAGGAAGAGAUAGAGAGAGAAAGAGGAACAUAUUUAUCCACAAUUUCUAUUCUUUGGGUUUUCAAGAUUGGGGCUUAUGAGUGUGGUGGUAAGAGGGGGGAAAUUGUAUGGAAACGUGGUUGUAAAUCCUGCAACAUCCCUCUGAAUCUAUCUAUAAUCAAUAACAAUGGUGGAAGCAACGGUCGUGGCGGCUUUCUCUCUCGUAUCACCACUCUCUACCCCUCAACUCUCCAAUUUUAGGGCAUCUUCACCUCUUUUCUCGCUUCAUUAUCCCUCUUCCUCCGCCCCUCGUCUUCUUAUUCGUUCUAACAACACUUUCAACAAUCCAUGCCAUGUCAAUUUCCCUUUUCCUUCACGAUUUCUUAUGUCGACCCACGAUUCCUUUGCUAGGUCAUCCAUUUCUUCUUCUUCGUCUUCUUCUUCUUCCACGAAUAGCGAUGAUGUUUACAGUUCCACGAUGGACGACGACGACGACGACGACGAUGUAGGUGUUGUUUUGGAUAAGUUUGAUGACCCCUCUCCUCCUGAUUUGCCUGAUCGAUGGGAUGUGUUGGGUCUUGGCCAAGCCAUGGUAGAUUUUUCGGGCAUUGUGAAUGAUGAUUUUUUGAUGCGAUUGGGUUUAGAGAAGGGUACAAGAAAGGUUGUGAAUCAUAAGGAGAGGGGUAGAGUUUUGCAAGCUAUGGAUGGAUGCAGCUACAAGGCGGCUGCUGGAGGAUCUCUAUCUAAUACCCUAGUGGCAUUGGCUAGGCUUGGGGUUCACCCCAUUGAAGGCCCUGCGCUAAAUGUAGCUAUGGCUGGUAGCAUUGGUAGUGACCCAUUGGGUGGGUUUUACAGAACUAAACUGCGACGGGCCAAUGUAAACUUUCUUUCUCCACCAGUCAAGGAUGGGACAACAGGGACGGUUAUAGUUCUGACAACCUCGGAUGCUCAACGUACAAUGCUUGCAUAUCAGGGCACGUCUUCUUGUAUUAACUAUGACUCGAGUAUGGAGAGCAUAAUUUCCAAGACGAAUAUUCUAGUUGUUGAAGGAUAUCUGUUUGAAUUUCCUGACACGAUCAAGACGAUUAAGAAAAUCUGUCAAGUUGCUCGUGAUAGUGGUGCUUUGGUUGCUGUUACAGCCUCAGAUGUAACCUGCAUAGAGACACAUUACGAUGAUUUUUGGGAAAUUAUGGAAAACUAUGCCGACAUCGUGUUUGCAAAUAGUGAUGAAGCAAGAGCUUUUUGUCAUUUCUCUUCGGAGGAAAGCCCUGUAUCUUCCACGCAAUAUUUAAGUCAUUUUGUUCCGCUAGUUUCAGUUACAGACGGUCCAAGAGGGUCGUACAUCGGGGUAAAGGGAGAGGCGUUGUAUAUUCCUCCGUCACCCUGUGUUCCGGUCGACACAUGUGGGGCCGGGGAUGCAUAUGCUUCUGGGAUAUUGUAUGGGUUAUUGAGGGGUGCAUCGGAUUUGAAAGGGAUGGGCACAUUGGCAGCCAGGGUUGCAGCCGUGGUGGUUGGGCAACAGGGAACGCGGCUCAGGGUUCAAGAUGCGGCUAGGUUGGCAGAAUCGUUUGAAUUUACCGUUGAAAACUCGUCACUUCAAGCAGAUGUUGGUUCCGACAUUUCUAGUUUGUAAUGUGCGUUUUCGAUAGGUCGUUUGUAGCGGUUCUAUCUCGGGUUUUUCUAAUUAAUUGAUGCUUUGAAUUGAAUAGCUUGUUAAAAAAAUCAUAUGGUUUUGAUUGU